GACCCGAGAACCUCUUCUUCCCGGGAGCAGCUAUGAGCAAGCGGAACCAGGUUUCGUACGUGCGGCCAGCCGAACCGACGUUCCUGGCCCGCUUCAAGGAACGGGUCGGCUACAGGGAAGGGCCUACCGUGGAAACCAAGAGAAUCCAGCCUCAGCUCCCAGAUGAAGAUGGUGAUCACAGUGACAAAGAAGAUGAACAGCCCCAAGUGGUGGUUUUAAAAAAGGGAGACCUGUCAGUUGAAGAAGUCAUGAAAAUUAAAGCAGAAAUAAAGGCUGCUAAAGCAGAUGAAGAACCGGCUGUAGUUGAUGGAAGAAUCAUGUAUCGAAAACCAGUCAAGCAUUCCUCGGAUGAAAAAUAUUCAGGUUUAACAGCAAGCUCAAAAAAGAGGAAGGCAAAUGAAGAUGAAAUAAAUAAGCAGGACUCAGUUAAAAAGAACUCACAAAAGCAAAUAAAAAACAGUUGCCUCCUUUCUUUUGACAAUGAAGAUGAAACUGAGUAAGUGUAAAUAUUUUGGACUUCAUCUUUCUUAAGAGUAUAUGGGGUGUUUUUUAAAGUGACACUUUUUUUUCUAUUUAAAAUAAUACAAGUUCAUUAUAGAAAAUUCAGAAAAAAUUUAGUAUGAUAAAAAUUUGUCUCUCGGUACCCCUUUGACAUGAGGCUAACUCUGUAGAUAUUAACUACUAUUAACAUUUUGUAACUCCCUCCCACAUGUGGGGUAUGUAUGUAUGUAAAUUAUAUUUUUAAAACAAAAUUGAGAUUAUAUUGUAUAUGUUUUCUGUCCUGCUUCUCACAUGACAUUAUAUUCUGAGCAUUUUUCCAGAUCAGUAAAAUUCAAAAACUUAA
Messenger RNA from Ailuropoda melanoleuca (giant panda), 844 nucleotides. Its product is annotated as KIAA1143 ortholog. The record is from RefSeq and is a predicted model, not a curated record. The transcript is spliced from 3 exons. Lineage: Eukaryota; Metazoa; Chordata; Mammalia; Carnivora; Ursidae. The coding region runs from base 33 to 500 and encodes 155 amino acids.